AUGGCUGCCAAGUCGGACGGGAUGCUGAAGAUGAAGAAGAGCGACGUUGCCUUCACCCCGCUGCAGAACUCGGAGCACUCGGGCUCGGUGCAGGGGCUGGCGGGCGGCUCGCAGCCCGGUGCCGGGGGCGGCUCUCGGUGUUGCUGCAGUGGGGGUGAGAGGGCAGCCGAGCCGUGCCCGGGCACACAGCAGCAGCCGGAGCGGCGGCGGCGGGAGCGGUACUCGGUGUGGGACUGCCUGUGGGUCGUGGCCGCCGCCGCCGUGUACCUGGCCGAUGUGGGCAGCGAUGUGUGGCUGUCGGUGGAUUACUACGUGCGGGGCCAGCGCUGGUGGUUCGGGCUCACCCUGUUCUUCGCGGUGCUGGGCUCGCUCUCCGUGCAGCUGUUCAGCUUCAGGUGGUUCGUGCACGAUUUCAGCACCGAGAGCAGCGCCCCGGGCUCCGCGCCGCCGGGGGAGGGCAAGGCGGGCUCCGCGGUGGUGGUGGUGGUGGCAGGGGCGGAGGGGAGGGCGAGCACCCCGCAGAGACAGGCUUCCACGGCCAGCAGCGGCAAGACCAAUGCCACCAGUGCCACGGCCACCACCCCCGGCAACGGCAGGGCGAGCGCCCGCAGGACCGCCUCCUGCUCCUUCUGCAUCUGGACCAUGCAGUCACUCAUCCACAUCCUGCAGCUCGGACAGAUAUGGAGGUAUUUCCACACUAUAUACUUGGGGAUUAGAAGCAGACGGAGUGGAGUGAAUGACAGGUGGCGAUUUUACUGGAAGAUGGUCUAUGAGUGUGCCGAUGUGAGCAUGCUGCAUUUGCUAGCCACCUUUCUGGAAAGUGCUCCUCAACUCGUCCUUCAGCUGUGCAUUGUUGUGCAGACUCGUAGCUUGCAAGCACUUCAAGGUCUUACAGCUGCAGCAUCUCUCGUUUCUCUGGCCUGGGCACUAGCAUCCUAUCAGAAAGCGUUGCGUGAUUCCCGAGAUGACAAGAAACCCAUUAGUUACAUGGCUGUUAUUAUCCAGUUUUGCUGGCAUUUCUUUACCAUUGCAGCCAGAGUGAUAACAUUUGCACUCUUUGCUUCGGUUUUCCAGCUGUACUUUGGCAUAUUUAUUGUCCUUCACUGGUGCAUCAUGACCUUCUGGAUUGUCCAUUGUGAGACGGAAUUCUGCAUCACUAAAUGGGAGGAGAUUGUUUUUGAUAUGGUUGUUGGAAUAAUCUAUAUCUUUAGCUGGUUUAACGUCAAAGAAGGAAGGACACGGUGCAGGCUGUUUAUUUAUUAUUUUGUCAUCCUCUUGGAAAACACGGCCUUAAGUACCCUUUGGUAUCUGUAUAAGGCCCCUCAAAUCUUGGAUGCAUUUGCUAUCCCAGCACUAUGUGUAGUGUUUAGCAGCUUUUUAACUGGUAUAGUUUUUAUGCUGAUGUACUAUGCCUUCUUUCAUCCUAAUGGACCUAGGUUUGGGCAGUCUCCAAGCUGUGCUUGUGAAGACCCUGUAACUGCUUUCCCUCUGCCCCCUGAAGUGGCCUCAAAUACAUUAAGGUCGAUGUCCAACAAUCGAAGUGUGGCCAGUGACCGAGAUCAGAAAUUUUCAGAAAGAGAUGGCUGCAUGCCAGUCUUUCAAGUGAGGCCUACUGCCCCUUCUACACCAUCAUCAAGGCCUCCAAGGAUUGAAGAAUCAGUCAUAAAAAUUGACCUGUUUCGGAACAGGUAUCCAGCCUGGGAGAGACAUGUGCUGGACAGGAGCCUACGAAAGGCAAUCUUAGCUUUUGAAUGUUCCCCUUCUCCGCCACGGCUUCAGUAUAAAGAUGAUGCGCUUAUUCAGGAGCGCCUGGAAUAUGAAACCACAUUAUAACAUUAAAAUAAAUUAACAAAAUAAUAAUAAAAUACAAAAGGACUGUCAAGAGCUGCAACAAUACAUGAAACAAUAAGGGUUGUCCAGCAGAUUGGUGGCAAUAACUAAACUGCAAAAUCCCAAAAACAGAAAUUUCAUUAAAUCAUGACCGGUAAAGUCAUGGAGAAGAGGCUAUUCAUCAUGAUUAUCAUUCUUUCUACUACUGUGAUAAGCCCGAAGAAGGGAAGAAAAUAGUACUUUGGGAUACUUAAGGCAGUUUAACUA
This is a messenger RNA of Pelobates fuscus (common spadefoot toad), 2097 nucleotides long. It is a transcript of the gene XKR4, whose product is annotated as XK related 4. Gene Ontology annotation, cellular component: plasma membrane. The record is from RefSeq and is a predicted model, not a curated record. The transcript has 3 exons. NCBI's taxonomy places the organism in Eukaryota, Metazoa, Chordata, Amphibia, Anura, Pelobatidae. Bases 1 to 1833 code for a protein of 610 amino acids. Gene Ontology annotation, biological process: engulfment of apoptotic cell; apoptotic process involved in development; phosphatidylserine exposure on apoptotic cell surface.